Molecule: messenger RNA, 621 nt
Organism: Carassius gibelio (silver crucian carp)
Lineage: Eukaryota; Metazoa; Chordata; Actinopteri; Cypriniformes; Cyprinidae
Product: 28S ribosomal protein S21, mitochondrial
Exons: 2
Coding region: 84-347 (87 amino acids)
Biological process (GO): translation
Cellular component (GO): ribosome
Molecular function (GO): structural constituent of ribosome
Source: RefSeq, a predicted model, not a curated record
UUCGCGCGCUUAAUUCCAGGAACUUUCUGAGCGAAAAGGCGGAUUUUCCAGCCGUGCACAAUUGAUGGUAACACGGACGAAACAUGGCGAACCACCUUCGCUUCGUCGCUCGGACUGUCAUGGUGCAGAACGGCAAUGUGGAUGCGGCCUAUGGCGCUCUGAGCAGAGUUCUGUCCACUGAUGGAAUAAUUGAAUCUGUGAAGCGUAGAAGAUACUACGAGAAACCCUGUCGUAAGCGAGAGAGAAAGAGCUAUGAGAACUGCAAGAGAAUCUACAAUACUGAGAUGGCAAGAAAGAUAUCUUUCGUAUCAAAGACACAAAGACAAGAUCCAUGGCUGGGAUGUUAAGAUGACAUAAACUGACGGUUUGUGUCGACCAACACAUGAGUCAUGCACCGUGAUCUGCCUCAGAAGAUGAAGAUCCACAGGAACAUUUUAUACGUUCACCAUUAAAAAGUAAUUGGAGGACUGUGUUGUGAUAUUGCUGACUUAACAUGUAGACUUACUGCUGUAUGUUGUUAAUAAUAAAAAGCUGUAAAAUCAUCAUAAGAAGUUUUCAUGUCAUUUACAACAACAUUAUGAACAAUAGAUGCUUUGCCAAUAAAUAUGAAUUUGUGUUUUA